Messenger RNA from Ilyonectria robusta, 3330 nucleotides. RefSeq lists its product as uncharacterized. The transcript is spliced from 2 exons. Bases 1 to 3330 code for a protein of 1109 amino acids. The record is from RefSeq and is a predicted model, not a curated record. Lineage: Eukaryota; Fungi; Ascomycota; Sordariomycetes; Hypocreales; Nectriaceae.
AUGCCCGAUGUUGGUAUUGAUACAUAUGCUGGAGAGUCGGUAUCCAUUUCAAAUCAUAAUAGCCCUGAUCCAGACCCAGCCAUUACCUUCGACACGACCUCGUAUACCUCACCCGAGGCAGAGGAUGACGAGCAAGAUCCGGUCAGACACCUUGCGCACGAGUUGACAGAGCAACUGGCAAAAUUCCGAGGAUGCUGCAAUGACUGCCACCAAGAAGCAGAUUGUGAACGAUCGGAUGACCCAAACGAACACAUCAGUCUCGCAAUGUAUCUGGAAUUUGCACCUGAGCUGGGUCCUGACAUUCUUGGCUCUUCAACUAUAGCACACCAAAAAGAUGACCUAGCUGGAAAGCUCGAUGCUGCAACCCGAAGAGAGAUGUUCUGUGGUAUCGGCCCCAGAGACGAGAUACCUCGUAUUUGCUUAAGAGAAGACGAUGGGGUUACAGAUGAUGCCGGGGUUUCCUUUGAUGUGGAUAGCAUCAUAGCCUUCCCAAGUUGCCUCGCGGUUGCCAAGCAGGGCAUUCGAUGGUCUCCUACCCAGAUGACUGUCUCUGAUCUUCAGUCUGAUCUUCACCUCCGUUCAAGGCCGGUCACUUACCUCGAUGCAACUGGAAUACAACAUCAAGUACACCGACCUGUCCACCAGAUUCCUCAUUAUACCUUCGGCCGUGUCGUUGGAUUGGAGGAUGUAUCUCUGUACUUUCUAUUUCCCAACCUGUAUCGAGAGGAGCAGAAGUGCAGCCGGCUUCGAGAUGAAGACUUUCAGUUAUGGACGGACGGCAUUCUCUUCCCGGCAAUAUACAAAUGCUACAGCAGCGCCCAUGUCCAGCAUUAUCCGUCGAGCUAUGACCACAGUCGCUAUAACUCUACCGCUCGUGGAGUGGAAACCCUUGCUCAGCGUGUACAUCCAGUAGCACGGGAACAACAAUUAGUGUACUUUCUACCACCAGAGGCACUAGCCGAAGUUUGGGCCAAUAUCCUCGCCACUGUUCAAGAACCAGGGUUCCAACAGUUCCAGGAUGUGACUAUCCUCCUUCAAGCAAAGAACCUCAAGGUCCUCACAAAAGACGUCACUUGGGAGAAAAUGGUAUCACGCUUCAAGGGGUAUUGGGUCAAAGCUAUUGACGAGAGCUACAUUACCCCAGACUUCUAUCUUGAUAUCGGAAAAGAAACUUGCCCUCGACAGGCAUCGCAAGUUGUACCUUGGAGCCAACUGGCGGCUGAGGCUAUGGAUGAUCUAAGAGACAAACGAGCCGAAUCGCUGAUAUACAGGCGAUGCUGCUUGGAGUCAUAUGCCUUCCAGGCCCAGCACGGGUCGGCUGAUGAAGCGAGCCAGAAACAAGUCUUUUAUCCCUUCAGUAUGCUUCAAGAUACCGGAAGCUUGACUAUUGAGACUGGAAAGCGUUCUUCACGCCGUCUUGCUGGCCUUCUCUACUCUCAAUUCUAUCCCAGUGUCAAGGAAGUUUUCGCGGCAGGGAAUGUGUAUCCAUUCACAAAUACAGCCAUUGAGACGCUUGCCCUUGACAAGAAGUUAAGAAAGACAUGGGAACUCGUUGGAGGUGGUCUCAGCCAUCAGCCAGCUGCAUUGAUCAAGGCAUAUCUAUACACAAAGCUCCGAUGCCACUAUGCGUUGUUGGGAUCUAUGCAGAAGUCCUUUGGCAUCAGAGAAGAGCACCGUGUUUCCAAGGAGCUAUUCUACGCGAUUGAUAGCCGAAUGCGCUCCCGAGAGCUCCACAACAUGCGCUUUGUCGUACCCACCAACGAUAAUUCCCCAUACUAUAGUUUCACGACCGAUACUUUGCUUCGAUGGCUGCGGUGGAAUAUCAACAAGUUCUGUGUCGGGUUCGAGAUGGUAUACAGCUUUCAGGACCCGCAUUUUGUGACUUGGGAGCACACAAGAAUCAUGCUUAUGUUUCUUCGCUGUCUCGGGUUCAAACGCACAAUGGAGGUGUACGGCUAUGCUUGGUUUCUUGACAAGAUCGACUGGAACACGCUCACUUUCCGGCAACCCCAUGCGGCCUAUAUGAUGUUCAACAACCCAUCCAUGCAGACAGUUUACCGCGCUCGGUACCACCAAGUACGAGAUGUACGGAUCGACUUCAUUCGAGUGGAUAAGGCUUACCAAUGGAUGCUCGAGUUCAGUGCUAUACCUAUGUGCCUCAACCUCUUGGAGAAUUACCUUCGAGAGCUCUGCUUGUGUGCCUUUCGAAAGGACGUCUUCUUUCACGUCAAGUCAGCUCUGAAGCCAGAGUAUAUGGAGGCUGCAUUAGCAGGAGACAUUCCCCUCUGCUAUGAUAGUGUCAACAAUGCCAUGCUCAAAGAUUACCAGCCACUUCAGCUUGCGCAAGGAAACAGGUUGGCAGUGAAGGAUGUUCACGUGUUAUUUGCUUGGCUUUGGAAAUCGAAGGAUGACCAUUUUGAACGGCAGGGGUGGAAUGAGAAGCCAUACCGUAUGCUAUUCCAGCAGAGCUUCCAUGCCAUCAGGACCGCACGAGGUAAAUCUGGCGCACGGAGGUGGCGGCAAGAGCUGAAAAGGUCAUUCCUUGGAAGCCAUUGGAUUCUCCCAUAUCCACAUAGCCGGGGAUUCAUGCGUAAGGAGAAGGAGGAAAAACAGUUCACAUGGUGGCCCAGUUUGCAUCAAGGACUCAUCAGACACUACGCCAAGUCCCGACAGACUGGAACACUUGCCCAUCCACUGCCAGCAUCCAACAUCGCAAAUCAUCCUAUUGACGGCUGGCAACUAGCAGGUUCUCGGUUUUCCAGGAGCUAUAUGCCCUAUGUCAUACAACCUGAACAGGAGCUAAUUCGAAUGCCUGAGAAUGAGCUUUAUGCCCAAUUAGUUGAUCUUCGGGAGCAAGCAUCAGCUGGGCUGCCUCGAAGGCCUUCUACAACACCUAUGCUGGAAUUGGAUAACUCCCCUGAGAGAUAUUACUUUCCUAAGAAAUGGUGCCAGAUACGGCAAAUAGAGGUCGCGAAAACAUUCGAGGAAUGUGACGCGGUUAAUGAGUGUGUCUGGUUUUUGGAAAAGGGGUUAGAGACAUACGAACAUCUCCGACACCGUCAACCAAACCGACGCAAAAGGCGUCGAAAUCGCGCUACAACCCAACUAGAUAGUGAUUCGGAUUCGGUCUCAGGAGGGGAUGAAACCGAGGCUACCUCGGACGAGGAGAGCCUUGUUGUCAUGCGAAAGAAGCAAGCACAGAUCGUGCGCAAUAUGGAGUCCCGAGUACAUGAGCUCAUUGGAGAGUUCAAACGAAAGUAUCCGCAAUGGCAGAAGGCUUAUAACCCUGUUUUAAGAGAGCUUAAUUACCGUCUAGACAGAGUUGAAUAA